UGCACAGGCUUCAUCUCCAGACAUUUGGUCCAAAGGUUAGGUCUAAAAACCGCGAAGCUGCUGUCUGCGUGGUCUGGUGCUGAAGCAUACCGUCCGACUGCCAGGACCUCUGCCAAAUCCAGAGACAUGGCGACGAACGGCACCAAAACGGAUGGACAAGUCACAGAACUGAACGAGGUGGCCACUAAUAAUGACAAGCCCAAGUCACUGGACGUGAAAGCCGAGAAAAAGAAAAAGGAUUUGCCUGACAGAGAAACAUGGGGAGGGAGAUUUGAUUUUCUCCUGUCGUGUGUGGGUUAUGCAAUUGGACUGGGAAACGUAUGGAGAUUUCCCUAUCUCUGUGGAAAAAACGGUGGAGGAGCCUUCUUGAUUCCCUAUUUUUUGACCCUCAUAUUUGCUGGGGUCCCCUUGUUUCUACUGGAAUGCUCCCUUGGCCAAUACACCUCAAUUGGAGGGCUUGGUGUGUGGAAACUGGCGCCUAUGUUUAAAGGUGUGGGCCUUGCAGCAGCUGUCCUGUCCUUCUGGCUUAACAUUUACUACAUUGUAAUCAUUUCUUGGGCCAUUUACUACCUGUACAACUCCUUCACCACUGAUCUUCCAUGGAGCACAUGUAACAAUCCAUGGAACACAGAGAAAUGUUAUACAAACCACUCCAUUGCUGAUACCACCAACCUCACCAGUUCAGUGUUGGAGUUUUGGGAGCGUAACAUGCAUGAAAUGACCGAUGGCUUGGAAAAACCAGGCCAGAUUCGAGUGCCACUGGCAAUAACGCUGGCCAUCGCCUGGGUCCUUGUGUACUUCUGUAUCUGGAAAGGGGUUGGCUGGACAGGGAAGGUCGUUUACUUCUCAGCUACGUAUCCCUACUUCAUGCUGUUUAUUCUCUUCAUCCGUGGCGUGACUCUACCUGGAGCUAGAGAGGGAAUUCUGUUCUAUAUCACCCCGGACUUUGCAAAACUCAAAGAAUCGGAGGUAUGGCUUGAUGCAGCUACCCAGAUCUUUUUUUCCUAUGGAUUGGGAUUGGGCUCACUUAUAGCUCUGGGCAGCUAUAACCCUUUCAAUAACAAUGUUUACAGAGACUCCAUCAUUGUGUGCUGCAUCAACUCAUGUACCAGCAUGUUUGCUGGCUUUGUAAUCUUCUCUAUUGUUGGCUUCAUGUCACAUGUGACAAAGAGACCCAUUGCCGAUGUAGCAGCUUCAGGUCCUGGCUUAGCUUUUCUGGCCUACCCGCAGGCUGUAACUGAGUUGCCUGUGUCUCCUCUCUGGGCCAUUCUGUUCUUCUCCAUGCUGCUCAUGCUGGGGAUAGACAGCCAGUUCUGCACUGUUGAAGGCUUCAUCACUGCUCUGGUGGAUGAGUUUCCCAGAGCUCUUCGGGGUAGACGAGAGAUCUUCAUCGCGUGUGUCUGUCUGGUGUCCUAUUUGAUCGGACUUUCAAACAUCACACAGGGCGGAAUCUAUGUGUUCAAACUGUUUGACUACUACUCCGCCAGUGGAAUGUGUCUGCUGUUCUUGGUCUUCUUUGAAUGCAUCUCCAUAUCCUGGUGCUACGGUGUGAACAAGUUCUACGACAACAUCCAGGAGAUGAUUGGCUACAGGCCUUGUAUAUGGUGGAAGAUGUGCUGGCUCGUGUUCACCCCUCUCAUCGUCGGCGGGGUGUUCUUGUUCAGCGCCAUACAAAUGGUUCCUCUCAAAAUGGGAGACUAUGUGUUCCCAGGCUGGGGUCAGGGAGUGGGCUGGCUCAUGGCGCUGUCCUCCAUGGUUCUCAUACCAGGAUACAUGAUCUAUAUGUAUCUCGGACUUAAGGGCACUUACAAAGAGCGACUUCGGAUAAUGCUUCAGCCUCCGGCAGUUGUCAGGCGACCUCUGGAGAAUGGACCUGAGCAGCAGGUGGAAACCAACACCGCUAACUUACCCAGCCCUACCAAUCCAGCCAGUCCAGCUAGUCCUGCCAACCCAGCUCCCGUAAACCCUGCCAGCCCCACCAAUCCAGCUCCUGUCAACUCAACCAGCCCCGUGACCCCUGCUAACCCAGCUCCUCCGCCAGCUAAUCCAGCCCCCGCCGCCAGCCCAGUGAACCCAGCAACUAGUCCCACCACCAUCACCAUCACCACCACUACCACCACCACAGCCAGUCCGGCUAACCCACCCACCACAACUGUUAGCCCGACCAGCCCACCACCCAACCCAGCUAGCCCAACGGAGCACGUUAACCCCCCGAACCCAACAAGCCCCACCUCUAACCUGACCAAUGCCGAGGCCAACGUGUAGUCAACAAAGAAACCCUCAUGGAGCAUGUAGACAAAAGAGAACACUACAAAGGACUUCCAAGAUUUUAAUUGAUUCACCUACCUCCAGGGGCAAUAUGUGAUCAAAACAGAUUUUCAAACCAUGUUUAAUUUUUCUGCAUUUGUAAAACCAAGCCAAUGAUGUCUUAUUGUUGGUUUGCAUUCUGAAAACAAUAUCAAAGACUGUUAGUGUUCAUAAAUACAACCAUAAAUCUGAAUAAAAAAAAAAAAAAAUGUAAACAUACUGUGUAAUACUGUGAGAAAAGAAAAAACAUAUAGAUUAGAGAUUUGUUGAAUAUCUUCAUGAAUCAAGUAAAUACCGUGUGAAUAUAGUAGAUAAAGUAGUGAACAAAAUUGACAUCAUUGAAGAGUGCAAGGGAUGGCGUCAAUUUUAUUGUGGAUGUUUACUAAACCUCACACAGUUGUCUCUUUUCCAAACGUUACUCUGUGAGGUAAACUACAGGCCACAAGGCGAGCGGGGAGCUCUGAGUAAGCACAAUGCCAAUAAGAAGUUCAUGUUUAGGAGCUCUGUUGCAAAAGAUUUUGUGUGUGAGAGAGACUGUUAUUUUUCCUUCCUUUUUUUCAGUAAAAAAAAGGGAAAACUUU
Perca flavescens (yellow perch) is the source of this 2888-nucleotide messenger RNA. It is a transcript of the gene slc6a1a, whose product is annotated as solute carrier family 6 member 1a. Gene Ontology annotation, biological process: sodium ion transmembrane transport; neurotransmitter transport; amino acid transport. Gene Ontology annotation, cellular component: cell surface; axon; plasma membrane. The record is from RefSeq and is a predicted model, not a curated record. The coding region runs from base 127 to 2265 and encodes 712 amino acids. NCBI's taxonomy places the organism in Eukaryota, Metazoa, Chordata, Actinopteri, Perciformes, Percidae. Gene Ontology annotation, molecular function: gamma-aminobutyric acid:sodium:chloride symporter activity. The transcript is spliced from 14 exons.